UUCGGAUAUUUUCGGAUUAUGCAAAUUAGAUUUAAGGUCAACCGAUCGCAUUUCACUCCACUGCGCAGAUGGCGGUCUUCCUCAUUAACGAGUGUAAAUAUUUGGGCUGUGGACUGGAAUUCCAGUCGUUAGGAGACUUGAUUCGACAUAUAGAAGACACUCAUAUUGAAACAGACCCCUCACAAUUACAGAAUCAAGAACUGGAACAGCCUCAAUCAUUGGCUCCUAGUUAUAUACUUAGAUUUUACACAGAUGCUGAUUUAAAGUUCAAAGUGAGGCCAGUAUCUCCAUCCUCCUCUCUCAGGAGUAGUACACCUAUAGGAAGUGAACUUGAUGACGAAGAUUUGCAGACGGACGGGUAUGAAAGUGAUGAUUCAGUUUCUGUGUCAUCAAGUCAGGAACUUACGGCUCCACUUAUACUAAGUAUGUUAACCAGAAAUCCAGGAGAAUGUGAUAAACCUAUUGUCUGUCCGAUACCAGGUUGUAAAAAGAGCUACAAAAAUAUUAAUGGAAUGAAGUACCAUGCUCGGAAUGGCCAUAAAAAGGAUAUAGGAUUCAUUCAGAAGGCAUAUAAAUGUGAAUGUGGUAAAAAUUACAAGACAUUACAUGGGCUGAAAAAUCACAACUCAAAUUUGCACUCCUGUGAUUCAUUAACCAUGAAAUCUGUGACCUUGACUAAAACAAAGGACAUGUUGAUAGCAACACAGAUAUUUGCACCAAGGGUCUUAAAGAAAGAACCAGCAAUUAAACAUGUCAGCAUGGCACCAAAUAUCAUAAGACAGACAUCAACUUCUUGUCAGUUUACAAAUAUCUUAAAGUUAAACAAAGAUAUCAGCCAUGAAAAGUUGAAAUCUCCUGUGCUUAGUAUGAAUUCAAUGCUGGCUUCAGAAGAUGUACAUGUUGACGUUAUGGAAACAUCAUUCCUGGAUGACGAAAGUCAGUCAUUUAUUACUUCAGAACAAGCAAGAUUCCAGUGAAUUUACGUUUUGAUAACCAUUUUGUCAAUUUCAUUGCAGUAUUUGUUACAUUUCAGGUCUUAUUCAAAGACUUGACAUCAGGGGUAAUCUUAUAAUAUAAAAAUGUCUUUCAAUCAUACAGUGUAUGGAAAACCAAAGUGCCAAACAUUUUCAUUUUCUUAUAGUGCAUAUCAGAUCAUUUUUUCAGCUAGAAUUAAUCAUUUCAUUUAUUUAUAUUUUAUUGUUACAUUUUCAUUUCAUUGUUAACACAAGAUAACUUUAAUUACAUACUUUGUUUUAUCUGGUCAAAUGACGGUAUCCUCAGUUUAUUGAUACAGUCAAAAUGUUACAUGUUAAAAUUUUCAUCUUUAUUUUCUUACAAAUUUGAGAUUUCUGAUGAAUUUUAAAAAAUGGUAAAAAGUUAUGAAAUCCUUUAGUUAUGUAUUAAAUACAAUGAAAAAUUGAUUAUAUAUGAUUCAUUCCACUGUUUGACAGUUAAUUUACACCAUUCCAUUCCGCUAAUUAUGACAUUUAAAGUAUUUCACAGUUUUUGAAAUAUACAUGUGAUAUUAACAUCUAUAUUUGUCUAAGACAAAAAUGAGCUACAGUUCACACAUUCUGAUCUAGUUAAAAAAACCUCUUGCAGUUUUGAAUGAAUUGCUGUAAAACUGAUGUUUUAGGGUGACUACAUUCUGAUUUAUGACCCUGUCUUAUAUUAUAUUCUGAAUAUACAGAGCUCUUUCAUAUUGAAUCUUCUACAAUCACAAACUUACAAUGACAAUUUCCUACCUCAAAAUCACAUAGGCUGCAGAUUUUUGUUCUAACAUUUAUGUUAAAGCUCCAUGCUGUUCUCUAACUGUUUUUUACUUGCAAUAAAAAGAGUAAAACAUUUUCAAGGGAGAUAAUUAAAAUCAAAAUGUCUCUUAAUAAAAAGACAUUAAAAUAACAUUGAAACUUCCAAUUUUGAUGAAACCCCAAAGCUACCUUUAGUAUCUUUGAAUAUGAUUAGAUACAUAGUUUGUAGUAUUAAGAUUGUAAAAUAUAAAAAAAACUCAUAAAAGUGCAAUAUUGAAAAAAAAAGUUUUGCUAUUUUGUUGUUUUAUACAUAUGUUAUAUUGUUUUACUGUUCAAUUAUGUGCAUAGGUGCUAGAAUUUUUAUAAUCUGAUAGAAAAUAACAUGUCUUAAUUUUGUUCUGCUAUGAAUAUGUUACAAACAUAGAUUUAGCUUUGUUUGUUUUCAUCUGUUGGUCUGGUCUUGUUAUGCAUCUUAAAUAUUUUUCUCAAGAACCUGUGGCUAAAUAUAUAUGAUAUUUGAUCUUUAUGUACAAUUUUUAUACUCAUGCUUGAAUGACUUGUAUAUUUUUGUGUUAAAGUUCAAUGAUAUUGGUUUUUUUUCCCACAAUACAUGCAUAAUACAUACCUGUAACAAAAGCGAAAUGAGUCAGCAUGAUAUUUAUUUCCUUUGUUUGACUUAAAUAACUGUCCACAAUCUUAACAUUUAUUCUUUGCCUUCUUUUAAUAUUAUCAAUCACCUCGCAAGGUUUCAUAUAUUAGGAUUUUAAAGAUGUCUUUGGAAAUGUUGUGUUCAAAUAGUCCAUUUGCCAAUUACUGAUUUAAUUCUGUUAUUACACACUUUUUAAACAAAUUACUUCCCUUUGUUAAUCAUAGACUGUUUAUAUGCUAGACAAAAUUUGCUUUUGCCCACUCAAUGUCAAUCGUAGACUGUUUCUCUGCCGGACAAAAUUGGCUUUUGCCCACUCAAAAGCAUAAGUUCAAAGUGAUAUAUAGGCGUUUUAACAAAUUUCUGUUGAAAAAUAACUUCUUGUAUCAAAUGUAUUGAACAACAAAUAAGAUUCAAUCCUUAUAAAAGAUUGGCUUAUUAUACUACAAUAAAAUAAAACAAAUUAGAUGUUAUUUAAUGGUUUAAAAACUUAAAGGUUACACACAUUACGCACUUAUAUAUUUGCACUUUCUGCUAGCUCUCCAUUGUCAAUAAAAGUUAAUGUCCCUUCUAAGGGAGACAGCCAAAAAAAGGAUUUCUAAUUACAGGAUCAAUUACAGGGAAUUUGCAAAUAAACUAUUAUAUCAAUCACUAUUGCUGGUCAAAUUACAGUUGCUAAGUCUUUUUUUUUUAUAAUUUCUCAUUUUAAGUGGUUGCAUACAAUAUAUGAAAACAAAGAUUUUGAUUUUAUUUUUAACUAUUGUCAUGUAAUAAUGUGUUCUGAUGAUGUACAUUUGUUUUUUGACAUGUUCCUUGAUGAUGUAUGUGUGUUUGUUGACCUGUUUUAGGGAUAAUGUAAAUUGUUUUUGUUGAAAUGUUCUAAUGAUGAUGCUACGGGAGGGUACCCAAAUUGCACCUUUUGUGACAGUUUUUUUACCUACGUUUUUUUAGGAUCCAUUCUGUGUUUAUUUUGAAAAUGUAUCCUUAUUUACUUUAUAGUAAAACCAAUUUGGUUUUGAAUUCAUAUUGCAUCAUAGAAAAAUGGGUUUGAACAGACCUCCAAACAAUCGACAAUUCCAUUAUGAGGAGUACCCACAUUGAAUCCAUGCUUGAAUUCACAUCCUUAAAAAUUGAGUAACAGAUGUUUGUUCAAUUUCUUGACAUAAGUCAAUGCUUACUAUUCAUUGCUUGUUACAUAUUUUAUUUUCUCAUUUUUAAAAGAUGACUUUUUGAUAACGUGGCAUGGCCAUGCAACGUUUCUGUAGAUUUAAUUUUUCAAGUGAGUGUUUCAUCUAUUGAUAUUUAGUGUGAACAUUUUUUUAUAAUAUUUAAAUAUAUUCAGCUAUAUUGAAAGACAUGUAUAAUGUUAACUUUCAAAAUGCAAAUUGUUUAGUCUCAAAGAAAACUUGUGAGAUUUUGCAGCUAUUUUUGUUGAAUAGAUGCAAUUUGGGUACUGUGGUGUUAAUUGGUUUUGAUGACAUGCUUAAUGACAUGUCUUAUGAUGUUUGUGUAGUUUUUUUUACAAGUUCAAUGAUGUAUAUGUGUUUGUUGACAAUGUUCAGUGAUAAUGUAUGUGUGUUUAUUAAUGUGUUCAAUGAUGAUGAACAUGCAUUUGUUGAUCUGUAAUGUAAUAUUGUAUGCUCUGUUUCUUAUUCAAUCCUAUACAAUUCUUUAACAAUGAGAUCACAAUGCUCUGACACAAUGUAAUACAUUUCAAAAACAUUCGGAUAACCAGAAUUAACUAUUCAAAAAUUUUGCGUCAAUGCCUCAAAAACCGCUUGUUUUGAUAUUACAAUGCAACAGAUAACUAUUAUAGAAGAAAUUUAAUCAAUUAGAUUUAAAUGAAGCAGAAUAUUUUGGUCACUAUGACCUAUUUAUCAUGCUUGAGUAACUUCUGUUAUGAAGCCUUUUUAUAUCUGCUCUAUGUUUAUUUGUGAUGGUUGAUUUUGUCACUUCUUUCAUUUUAUUUUUUUGUAAAAAUGUUUUUCUUCAACAAUUUUUUCAUCAAGACAUACAUUUUAUGCUUGACUGGUUCAUGUAGUUCCAUAUUUGUAUCUUUUUGACAUGGACCUUUAAAGGUGGAGGAAGUCUGUCUUACAGACACAAAAAAUGCCUUUGAUCCUGUCUCAAACAACUUCCAUGUAAAUGAAACAUUUUGCCAGAAAACGAGAUUUUUUUUUUGUAUAUUUGUUGUAGAUAUGUUAUCUAGUCAGUAGAUAAGGGUCCGUCCAUUCUUUUAUUUAAUACAAUUAUAAAGUGCAGUAUUGAGUGCAUAAUUAUUCAGAAAUCUCGUGUAUUGUUGGUGCUCUUUAUGAUGUUUUAAUGGUGCUGUUUCUUUAAGACUUUUCAGUUUACAAUUGGUCUAGCUUACAUGUAGUUUAUGAUAAAUCACAAUUUUGUUCUAGUGCUUUUUCAUGUCCAAAAACGGAAAUUAUUUUCACACUGAAAAUAAUUGAAAAGUUAAGCUUUUAAAAAGUAACUUAUCAGAAUCUAAUAAAUUUUAAUAAUGUAUUCAAGGGAGAAUGAGUGUUAAAAUACAGGGCCCUAAAAUACUAUAGUCGACUCAUGUAAUUAACGGCUUGAAAUCUUUGCAAUUUUAUGACAUAUCAGGUUGUGUAUAUAUUUACUUUUGUUUGUAGUGUUUUUGUUUGUUUGUUUAUACAUGAUGAUUGAUCUGUUUUUAUGCAUAAUCACAUGAUUAAUUUGGGGAAAUAUAUAUUUUUGAAAACUGAGUGUUUGUAGCAUUUUCAGAAAAAAUAUACUUGUAAUUCAUGAACAUUUCAAAAUAUAACUUGCAAUCAAUUGUAGUCAGAAGAUUUUUUUUAUGAAAAUAGUACCAUAAUGUUAUUUUAAUGAGCAAAAAUUAAAUGGAAAGAUUAUAACAUACUAAAAGAGCAGAGGUGUGCAAAUAAAAUAAUAUAAGUUUUAUAUUUCACCAAAAUCUGUUUAUUCCCUUCUGUUUUAAACAAUUUUAAAAGAAAGGGAUCAUGUUGCUUAGCCUAUUUUAAGCUACUUUUUUUUUUUAUAUACAAUUUCAGUAUUAUUGUGAGGAAUUCAAGGAAGUAAACUUGAUUAUGAGAAAAGAACAAACACUGUAUUACCAUUGGAAGCCUUUAUUGCAAAUUAUGGAUACUUUCAGGAAAAUAAGAAAAUAAGUAUUCACUUUUAUGAUUUUUCUAUUUCAGAAAUACUCAAUUGUUAUUUUGUAAAACUUUCUUAGGGGAGAUAUUUUCUCAGCAUGACAGUGCAUGCAAUUAUUAUGUUAUCCUUAGACCUGGUUGUACAAUUAAAAUAAACUGUUGGUCAUUU
This is a messenger RNA of Mytilus trossulus (common blue mussel), 5706 nucleotides long. RefSeq names its product juxtaposed with another zinc finger protein 1-like. Gene Ontology annotation, cellular component: nucleus. NCBI's taxonomy places the organism in Eukaryota, Metazoa, Mollusca, Bivalvia, Mytilida, Mytilidae. Bases 69 to 977 code for a protein of 302 amino acids. The transcript has 6 exons. The record is from RefSeq and is a predicted model, not a curated record.